UGAACCAGUUGUGCUUAGGCCUUUAGUUGAAAACGUUGAAAAUUGUUCCAGGUCUUUUUAUGUUUUUAAUCUGAUUCUUAUUUUGUUUUACAAAAAUAAACAAACUGACAAUUUUUGUAAAGUUCUUUAUUCAUCUUUAUGUUAAAGAUGGAUGAAAUUUUAACCUCACUUAAAAUUUUAAUUAUUGGAGAAACAGACACUGGAAAAUCCAGCAUUUUAAUCAGAUUCGUCGAUGAUGAAUUUAACGAUCAAAUGCCAAAUACAAUCGGAGUAGAUUAUAAAUCGAAAGAGAUUGACGUAGAUGGAAAUUUAGUGAAACUUGCUCUAUGGGAUACAGCUGGACAGGAACGUUUCAGAACAUUGAGUCCAAGUUAUUAUCGAGAUGCUCAAGGAGCAAUUUUAGUCUAUGAUGUCACGGACAGGAAGACUUUCAAUAAAUUAGAAAAUUGGUUGAAAGAAUUAGAAACUUAUUGUCGAACAAAUAAUAUUGUUAAAAUGGUUGUUGGCAAUAAAAUAGAUUUGCCUAAUAGGCAAGUUUCGAAGGAAGAGGGAAUACAAUUUGCUAGACGGCACAAAACACUUUACAUUGAAAGCAGUGCAAAAACUGCCGAUGGAAUUAAGUGUUGCUUCGAAGAACUCGUCAGAAAGAUUAUUCAAACUCCUGGUCUAUGGGAAGCUUACGGAAAAGGUUUAUACGGCGGUGAAAAUGGAGUAGCGAGAAAUCGACUGGGAAAAAAGGGAAUUCAAUUAGUCGACGCUCCAGAGCCUAUAGAUCCAAAUAGCAGUUGCUAUUGUUAAUUCUUCAAGCGCACGGCGAUUUUUGUAUUAAAUUUAAUUUCAAGACAUUCAAUUAUGUUUUUAAAUUCAAAAACGAAAUUUUAUAAAUGUUUUUCUUUGCACUUGUUUCACAAAGACAAGGAUGAAAUUUCUCUAGUUUUACUCUGUAUAUAAUAAUAAAUUAGUGCUAUCAGUUUCUAUUUAAAUAAGCCAUUAAAAACACUUAUGUUUCCUAGUUUUUUACCACUAGUAACAUAUAUUCUAUAAUAUUGAAUAUAAUGUAUUC
This is a messenger RNA of Leptopilina heterotoma, 1063 nucleotides long. It is a transcript of the gene Rab18, whose product is annotated as ras-related protein Rab-18-B. NCBI's taxonomy places the organism in Eukaryota, Metazoa, Arthropoda, Insecta, Hymenoptera, Figitidae. The transcript has 4 exons. The record is from RefSeq and is a predicted model, not a curated record. Bases 139 to 798 code for a protein of 219 amino acids. Gene Ontology annotation, molecular function: GTPase activity; GTP binding.